UAGCUCGUUUGUCUCCAAGAGUUUUGGAAACAAGGUCAGGUUCUGUCAGCACCACGGCUCCGACUAGCAUUUGAGACUUAAACAAAACUAGUCUGUCUUUUGAAGUGGAGCUGUAAAAAUGAAGACUUCGUUAGUAUUCCUAGUGGCGCUGUUGGUGAUAACACAAAAUUUCUUAGUUACUCAACAGCAAAUUGCCACGAACUUCUUUGAUCUGUUGGCGAGAUUUGUUCGCGAGGGUACCAGAUUGCGCAAUUUGGAGCAUAGUGAAAAUGAGGAGGCCCCCUUACUCAAGGAAUACGAUUUCAUUAUCGUGGGAGCAGGAACCGCAGGCUGUGCAUUGGCUGCCCGCCUUUCGGAAAUUGCCAGCUGGAAGGUAUUACUGUUGGAGGCCGGAGGUCCCGAGCUGUUACCCGUCGAUAUACCCAUUGUGGCAAAUUUGUUGCAAUUGAUUCCCGACAUUAAUUGGGCCUAUGCCACACAGCCUUCGGAUCAAUACUGCCUGGGCAUGAUUGAGCAACGCUGUUACUUUCCCCGAGGCAAGGUCAUGGGUGGCUCCUCAGUGCUCAACUACAUGAUAUAUACGCGAGGAAAUCGUCGCGACUAUGACACCUGGGCCCGCAUGGGCAAUGAGGGUUGGAGUUAUAAGGACGUUUUGCCCUACUUUAGAAAACUGGAAGGUUCGAUUGUGCCAAAUGCAGAACCUGCAUAUGCGGGACGCAAGGGACCGGUGGUCGUAUCCUAUGCCAAUAGUCAUACGGAAUUUAGUGAAGCUUUUGUUAAUGCUGCCCAAGAAAAUGGCACCCCAUACCUGGACUACAAUGGCCGAAUACAGACGGGUGUUUCCUAUGCCCAGACCACCACCAACCAGCAGUUUCGAUGGAGUUCCAAUCGUGCUUAUCUCUAUCCCAUCAAAGGCAAACGACCCAAUUUGCACAUACGAAAAAGGGCUCAUGUCACCAAAAUUCUUAUAGAUCCUCAAACAAAAAGAGCCUAUGGAGUGCUCUUCGAGUCCCAAGGCAAGGUGUAUAAGGUGCGGGCCAGCAAGGAGGUUAUAUGCUCAGCAGGAGCCAUUAACACCCCCCAACUAUUGAUGCUGUCGGGUGUAGGACCAGCAAAGCAUUUGCGCAAACUUGGCAUCCAGCCAUUGGCUGAUUUGGCGGUGGGUUUUAAUCUGCAAGACCACAUUGCCCCACCCCUGAAUAUAGUGGCCAAUGUGAGCAGCAUCACCCUGGAUAAUCUAUUCGAUGUUGAUCAAUUGUUGAGUAUUCAAACCUACAACAGCACGCUAUCGCAGCCCGGGGGCCUGGAGGCUUUGGCCUUCUACGAUUUGGACCAUCCCAAUGUGGUGGAUGGUUGGCCUGUCAUCGAGCUGCUUACCGCAUCUUCAUCUUACCAUGAGAAUCCCUUUUUGGCCAGAGCAGCGGGUCUGCGAAAUGAUAUUUUCAGCGAUUUGUAUGGUGAGGCCAUAAGAAAAAAACUGAAUGUCUUUGCCAUAGUUUCCAUGCAAUUGCAACCACGUAGCAAGGGUCGCAUUUUGUUGCGCAGCAGAGAUCCCAAGAAGUACCCCCUGAUCAAUGCCAAUUAUUUGCAAGAUCCCUAUGAUUUGGAUGUUAUUGUAAGAGGCUUGGAGAAAAUAUUGGAUUUGUUGGAACAACCCUCUAUGCGACGCAUAAAUGCCUCGCUAUUGGAAAGCAGCCUUAAACCUUGCAGGCAUUUGGGUGGCAUCCGAUCGCGAAGAUAUCUGGAGUGCUAUGUGCGCCAUUUAACCACCACCAUUUAUCAUCAAUCGGGUACAGCAAAAAUGGGGCCAGCAUAUGAUAGGGAGGCAGUGGUGGAUGCCCGCUUGAGGGUUUAUGAAAUUAGCGGCUUAAGGGUGGUGGAUGCCAGCAUAAUGCCCAAGCUGGUGGCCGGUCAUCCCAAUGGCCCGGUGUACAUGAUUGCGGAGAAGGCGGCCGAUAUGAUUAAGGAGGACUAUGGAUUUUUGAGAAGAAGAUGA
Messenger RNA from Stomoxys calcitrans (stable fly), 1996 nucleotides. RefSeq names its product glucose dehydrogenase [FAD, quinone]. Lineage: Eukaryota; Metazoa; Arthropoda; Insecta; Diptera; Muscidae. The record is from RefSeq and is a predicted model, not a curated record. Gene Ontology annotation, molecular function: oxidoreductase activity, acting on CH-OH group of donors; flavin adenine dinucleotide binding. The transcript has a single exon. Bases 119 to 1996 code for a protein of 625 amino acids.